This is a messenger RNA of Dimorphilus gyrociliatus, 1069 nucleotides long. The record is from the annotation of a GenBank genome assembly. Lineage: Eukaryota; Metazoa; Annelida; Polychaeta; Dinophilidae.
AUAAGGGCUAAAGUUCCACAUUAUUCGCCAUCUGCCGCUCUGAGUAACAGCUGUUUUGGUUGGUUUUUUUAAAACAAAACAGAAAUUAACUAGUUUACUCUGAUAUAAAGAGGAUUAUUAAACAAAUUAAGGUUUGUGUUUGCUUGUUUUUUUCUAUUUUACUAAAAAUAUUACUCGUUAGAUUAUCGGCUACGGUAAUAGUUAAUCCCAGUCGAUGACUUUGAUUUUUUAAGGUAAUUUUAUGACGCACAUUACGUAUGAUCUGUUUUUAUCAUAAAUACUAUUCAAAAUUAUAUAAUAGAAUAAUGAAUACUUUAUAAAAUGUUAACACAUGAUCUUGAAGAUCUAUAAACAUGUUUAAAAUGAAAAAAGAAGAAAAAGGGGAAAAUUACUAAACGAAUGUCAAUAUUUAUAUUUAUUUUAUUCAAACGAAUAUUUAAUUGCGUGAAGUGAAAAUAUUAUUAUUCAAAAAUAGUUUUCCACCAUCUUUUUAUUUAGAUGACAACCCCUUCAGCUCCUAUACCUGACAAUCCACCACCUUAUAGCCCUCCCCAAUAUCCAUCACCGCCCUUACAAGGAAACGCGCCGGUAUAUUCACCAUACAACCAAGCUUACCCUCAUCAUAAUUACAACCUACACGGAAAUCUACAAAGACCACAGGAACCAACAACUGUAUACAUAGUCAGAGAUGAAGAGGCCGCUAGAAAAGCAGCUGAUGAGCAAGCAGCAGCCGAUUGUUUACUAUUUAGCUGGUGUUGGGCAGCCUUAUGUUGUUGCUUGGCAAUGGACGCUUGAAACAAAAGAAAAAAAUAUGAAUACGAAGAAUAAGAGAUAUAAAAAAGAUAUAUAAAUAUAUUUACUUUUCUUAAAUUUUACUUAUACGAAGACAUUGAACAUUUCUUAUUGUUUUCUUAGUCAUCCAAGUAUUACCUGCAAUCAGUUAAUAGUUAUGUAAGGUAUUGAUUGUUACAAGCAAUGGGAAUGAUAUCCAUUUAUGACAAAUGUCUAUUUUGUAAGCUAUGUUUUCUUUUUAAAAGAAAUAAUUAAUAAAUUAAUAUUUUUAAAUUAA